This is a messenger RNA of Macadamia integrifolia, 677 nucleotides long. Its product is annotated as transmembrane emp24 domain-containing protein p24beta3-like. Gene Ontology annotation, biological process: Golgi organization; intracellular protein transport; endoplasmic reticulum to Golgi vesicle-mediated transport. The record is from RefSeq and is a predicted model, not a curated record. The transcript has 4 exons. NCBI's taxonomy places the organism in Eukaryota, Viridiplantae, Streptophyta, Magnoliopsida, Proteales, Proteaceae. Gene Ontology annotation, cellular component: COPII-coated ER to Golgi transport vesicle; endoplasmic reticulum-Golgi intermediate compartment; Golgi apparatus. The coding region runs from base 1 to 474 and encodes 157 amino acids.
AUGGGGAAAAAGCAUAAUACAUUGCAACUCUUGGGUUUCAUACAGGUGACUUCUCCCGGUGGUAAUACAGUGCAUACAUCGAAGGGUACAUCAGGGGACAAGUUUGAUUUCAAGGCUCCACGAAGUGGAAUGUACAAAUUCUGUUUCCAUAAUCCUUAUUCAACACCUGAGACUGUAUCUUUCUACAUACAUGUUGGCCAUAUCCCCAAUGAACAUAAUCUUGCUAAAGAUGAACAUCUGGACCCCAUAAAUGUCAAAAUUGCAGAACUAAGGGAGGCCUUGGAGUCUGUCACAGCUGAGCAGAAGUACCUGAAAGCACGUGACACACGACAUCGUCAUACGAAUGAGAGCACCCGAAAGAGGGUUAUUUUCUACACACUUGCAGAAUACCUUCUUCUGGCUUGCGCAAGCACAUUCCAAGUGAUGUUCAUCCGCCGUUUGUUUAGCAAAUCAGUUGCAUACAACCGGGUUUGAGAUAAACGACCCAAUCGAUAUUACUUGUAUCUGUCUAUUUAAUGACUCAGUUUCUGUAGGUUUUUUCUCCAAGAGAACUAGAAAAAUAUAUUUUAUCUUUUUUAUCUAUUUAACAAGGUGAUGUCUUCAAUCUUGUUUCCUCGACUGGGACUCUUUUCUUAUUUAGCUGCUUACCUAUAAUCAAAUGAGAAGAUCAUGCCUGA